AAGAUUCUUCUUCAGCAAUCUUCUUCAUAGAAGAAAGACAGUGAGAAGAAACCCAUAGAGGAAUCAUCGUGCCUACCACACUCACUCUUCUUCGAAAUCAUCUUCUUCCUCCCCAACGCGGCGGCCAUUCUCAGUUUCUGUUCCUACAAACGAGAUUUCGCAAUUGAAACUCCGAUGACGACGACCGCGGAAACUGGACAAUCCUCUGGUUCGAAAUCUUCUGAUGAUGAGGCAUGGGCUAAACUGGUUCCUCUCGACACUAGAUUCGCAGACAUUGAGAUUAGGUGCAAUGAUAUGGUAAUAUGCUCUGAGAUUAAAUCGUCUUCUUUAGAAAGACAUGAAUGGUGCAGAAUAACAAAGAAUUUGGGUCAAGGUUCUGCCACUAUACAUAAUCAGAGUUCGGACUCUAUACUUGUUGACGAGGCUGUUAUCGCGAAAGGUGGUGCUGCCGAUAUCAGGUGUGGAUCUGAAAUUGUUCCUGGCCCUGGAGAACAAGGGUACUUGCAGUACAGAUUUACAAUAAUGCCUACUCCAGAAUCCAGAACCCAGCUGUUAAAGAUUUCCAUAGAUCCUGAACAUGCAAAAUGCAGUAUCUGCUUAAACAUAUGGCAUGAUGUUGUCACAGCUGCACCUUGCCUUCAUAAUUUCUGUAAUGGCUGUUUUUCAGAAUGGAUGCGGAGAUCGAAGGCAAAGCAUCAACAUGUGUUAUGUCCACAAUGCAGAACAACAGUACAAUAUGUGGGGAAAAAUCAUUUUCUCAAAAACAUACAAGAGGAUAUAUUAAAUGCGGAUGCUGCACUGAGGCGGCCAGCUGAAGAUAUUGCAGUAUUGGACUCAUCUGCAUCGAUACAAUCAAAUCUUAUAAUUGGGAGCAAGAGAAAACGUCGUUCGAAUAUGCCCUCACCCCCAGUUGAAGAAAGAGAUAGCUUGCGUUUGCAAUGCCCACAAUGUGUUGCUAAUAUUGGUGGUUAUCGGUGUGAAAACCAUGGUGCACAUCUGCAAUGCCACCUGUGUCAAGGAAUGAUGCCCUUCAGAGCCAAUCUCCAAGUGCCAUUACACUGCAAGGGAUGCGAUAGGCCGUUUUGUGGUGCUUACUGGAGUUCCGAAAAUGUUACACAAGGUGUAUCUAAUCCAGUCUGCAGUGGCGAAACUUUCAGACCUAUCUCGGAACGCACGGUCACAAGGAUUCCAUUCAUAACCCAUGAAAUGAAUCGCCAUGAACAAGAUAUAACCCAAAGAUGCAUUGUCCAGAUGGGAAAAACUGUGCCGGAUGUUGUAGCAGAGUGGUUAACGCGCUUCAGCAAUAGAGAAAUCGACCGCUCGAGAAUGCCUCUCAAUCACGCUGAAAUGAUUACUGCAUCAACACAUGUUUGCAAUGACUGUUAUGAUAAGCUGGUGGGAUUCCUCUUAUACUGGUUCCGGAUAACACUACCGAGAAAUCAUUUGCCCGAGGAUGUAGCAGCGAGGGAAGAUUGUUGGUAUGGAUACGCAUGUAGGACACAACACCACAACGAAGAUCAUGCUCGUAAACGUAACCAUGUUUGUCGUCCUACCAGAGGGAACCAUCACUUUUAGUUUCAUCUUUCAUCUUCUUCUGUCAACAGCUUUUUGGUUAUAUUUGGGGAUUAGUUACACUAAGAUCUACUUAUUGACUUAUGGAAGUUGAACUUAAUGAAUCAACUGAUGUUUUCUUAGGAGGAUAAACAAUGCUUAAACACAAUUUGAAAUGCUAAAA
This is a messenger RNA of Capsella rubella, 1735 nucleotides long. Its product is annotated as E3 ubiquitin-protein ligase CHFR. The coding region runs from base 175 to 1575 and encodes 466 amino acids. Lineage: Eukaryota; Viridiplantae; Streptophyta; Magnoliopsida; Brassicales; Brassicaceae. Gene Ontology annotation, cellular component: nucleus. The transcript is spliced from 15 exons. Gene Ontology annotation, molecular function: ubiquitin-protein transferase activity; metal ion binding. Gene Ontology annotation, biological process: ubiquitin-dependent protein catabolic process; mitotic cell cycle checkpoint signaling; protein ubiquitination. The record is from RefSeq and is a predicted model, not a curated record.